AUGAGGCAACAGGUACUUUUAUUUAUUUCACUCGGUCUAUCUUUUCAAAUCUAUCUAUCUAUCUAUCUAUCUAUCUAUCUAUCUAUCUAUCUAUCUAUCUAUCUAUCUCAUUCUGUUUAUAUCUAUCUAUCUAUCUAUCUAUCUAUCUAUCUUACUUUAUUCAUUAACUAUCUAUUUAUCUAUCUCUUUCUUUUCACCUGUCUAUCUAUCUAUCUAUCUAUCUAUCUAUCUCUAUCUAUCUAUCUAUCUAUCUAUCUAUCUAUCUAUCAUAGUUUAUUAAUUAUCUAUCUAUUUAUGUAUCCAUCUAUCUCUGUUUUUCACCUGUCCAUUUAUCUAUCUAUCUAUCUAUCUAUCUAUCUAUCUAUCUAUCUAUCUAUCUAUCUAUCUAUCUAUCUAUCUCUUUUCACCUAUCUAUCUAUCUAUCUAUCUAUCUAUCUAUCUAUCUAUCUAUCUAUGCUCUUUUCCUCCUCCUCCUCCCCCACCCCCUUCUUUCGUUUCUUUUUAUCUUCUUUUUAUUCGUUUUUUACGCUUCCUCCUCCCCCUUCUCCUUUCAUCAACUUUUCCCCUAAUGUUUAUUUUUCACUCUUUUAUCUUUAUUCAGCUAAAUCGCUUUCUUUCUCAUACAACUCAAUUCCUUCCUUCCUUCCUUCCUUCCUUCCUUCCUUCCUUCCUUCCUUCCUUCCUUCCUUCCUUACUUCCUCUCUCUCUUUUCCUUCCUUUCCCUUCCUUCCUUUCUCUUUUCUCUCCUUCCUUUUCUCUUUCUUCCUUCCUUCCUUCCUUCCUUCUUCCCUCCUUCCUUCCUUCCCUUCCUUUCUCUUUCUCUUCCUUCCUUCCUUCCUUCCUUCCUUCCUUCCUUCCUUUUCCUCUCUCUUUUCCUUCCUUUCUUCCUUCCUUCCUUUUUUCUCCAUCCUUCCUUCCUCCUUCCUUUCCUUCCUUCCUUCCCCUUCCUCUUCUCUUUUCCUUCUUCCGUCCAUUUCUCCUCUCUCUCUUCCUUCCUUCCUUCCUUCCUUCCUUCCAGUUUUCUUUCUUCCUUCCAUCCUUCCUUCCUUUUCUUUUUUUUUCUUCCGUCCUCCUUCCUUUUUCCUUCCUUCCUUCCUUCCUUCCUUCCUUUUUUUUUCGUUCUUCCGUCCAUCCUUCCUUCCUCUUUCUCUUCCUUCCUUCCUUCCUUCCUUCCUUUUUUUCGUUCUUCAGUCCAUCCUUCCUUUCUCUUUCUCUUCCUGCCUUCCUUCCUUCCUUUCUUUUUUUCUUUCUUCCGUCCAUCCUUCCUUCCUCUUUCUCUUCCUUCCUUCCUUUCUUCCUUCAUUUCUUUCUUUCUUUCUUUCUUUCUUUCUUUCUUUCUUUCUUCUACUCAUUCUUACCUACUCUUUUUUUGUCCCAGUCUUUGAGUGCUAA
Acanthosepion pharaonis is the source of this 1392-nucleotide messenger RNA. Lineage: Eukaryota; Metazoa; Mollusca; Cephalopoda; Sepiida; Sepiidae. The record is from the annotation of a GenBank genome assembly.